AUGUCUUCGUUCGACGAAAACCUCGUCGCAUCAGUUAAUAACGCGACUAUUCAACUUAAUCGUUACUUACCAUUGUUGAUUUAUAUAUCUGGUAUCAUUGGAAAUCUAUUGAAUAUAAUAGUUUUACAAAGACCAACUCUUCGCUCAAAUCCAUGUGCUCUUCUGUUUCUUUUUUCAUCAUUUUCAAGUCUCAUUACAAUUAUAUCUGGUUUAACAACGCGACUUACAGCUGGUUGGACAAUUGAUUUAUCUGAAACAAUUGGAUGGCUUUGUAAAGUUCGUAUUUUUAUUUUAUUUGUUUCAAGAACUAUGGUGGUUUGGCUUCUUGUAUUCGCUGCUAUCGAUAGAUGGCUUUCAGCAAGUAUUCAUACUCGCCGACGUAAUCUAAGCACACUAAAAAAUGCUCAGCGAAGUAUCAUAGUUGUAACAUUUUUUUCAUUAUUACUCAAUUGUCCACUAGUUUAUUGUUAUGAAGCUAAUUUAAUUGGUACACCAGCUAAAUGUUUUGGAUAUUCGACAGCAUGUCGUCUAUACACUGAUCUAUCUUUUACAUGUGGCAUUAUUAUUAUUCCAUCAUUACUUAUGGUGUUAUUUGGUUUAUUGACAAUUAACAAUAUACAUCAAUUAAGAAAACGAGUAAAUAUUAGAAAUACUUCAAUAAUAAAUCCAAAUACUUCAAUCAACUUGUAUGUACAACAACAAAAGAAAAGAACAAAUCGAAGUCUGUUUAGAAUGCUAUGUGUACAAGUUCUUUUUCUCAUCGUAUCUUGUACUCCAUAUGUAAUAUACAGACUUUACGCAACAUGUACACCUGCUAUAUCAUCAAAAUCUGCAUUACAAAUAGCUAUUGAAGGUUUAUUGUUCAAUUUAUGUACUAAUCUUACUUAUAUAGCUGCUGCAAUGCCAUUCUACAUUUAUACAUUAUUUGGUGGAACAGUUUUUCGAAAUGAGCUUCUAUAUGUAGCAAAGUUUAUUUAUCAAAAGUUUCGAUGUACGUAA
Messenger RNA from Rotaria sp. Silwood1, 999 nucleotides. Lineage: Eukaryota; Metazoa; Rotifera; Eurotatoria; Philodinida; Philodinidae. The record is from the annotation of a GenBank genome assembly.